UAGAGGGCGGGAGGGCGGAAGUGGUGGUUGCUAUGGGGCGGGUCGGGGCCUAGGCGUUGGGCCUGGGGUCGCCUCCGUUUGGGACCGGCCGUCCCGGGGCUCUGCAGGCAGCAGCAGCGCGACCCCACCGGGCUCCACGUGCCCGUCCAGGCCCGUCGAGACCCCGCCGGACCCCCCUCCCCCCCCCCCCCCACCGCGUGCCCGUGGAGACGCGGCGGGGAUGACCCAGGCCGAGAUCAAGCUGUGCUCCCUGCUGCUGCGGGAGCACUUCGGCGAGAUCGUGGAGCGGGUGGGCACGCUGCUCGUCAGGGCGGGCGCGCAGCCGCUGCGGAUGCUCGUGGGCGACACGGGGCUGUCGCUGGAGCAGGUGAAGAAGGCCCUGUGCGUCCUCCUCCAGCACAACCUGGCGACCUUCCAGCUGCAGAAGCGCGGCGCGGUGGAGUACGAGGCGCGGGGCGAGCGGGUGCUGAGGAUCCUCCGCUACCCGCGGUACAUCUACGCCGCCAAGACCCUCUACGGCGACACGGGCGAGCUCCUCGUCGAGGAGCUGCUCCUCAACGGCAAGAUGACGAUGAGCGCGGCGGUGAGGAAGGUCGCCGACAGGCUCACCGAAACCAUGGAAGACGGCAGGACCAUGGAGUACGCCGACGUCUCGAGCACCUUCGUGCGCCUGGCGGACACGCACCUGGUGCGGAGGUGCCCGCUGCUGCCCGAAGCCCCCCAGGGCCCCGCGGCGCCGCCCGCCCCCGCGCCCACCUUGGUGCUGAACGAGAAGGACACGUACGCCGUGCCCCGGCUCAACCUCACCGGGCGGGGAAAGCGGAGGCGGUCGUGCGACGAGGAGGAGGACGGCGGGCGCAGGGCGAAGAAGCAGAAGCAGGAUGCGGAGGGCACCGAGCCCCCGCCCGACGACGGCAUCUACUGGCAAGUGAACCUCGAGCGCUUCCACCAGCACUUCCGCGACCAGGCCAUCGUCAGCGCCGUGGCCAACCGCAUGGAUCAGACCAGCAGCGAGAUCGUGCGGACGAUGCUGCGCAUGAGCGAGGUCACCACCUCGUCCGGCGCGCCCUACACGCAGCCGCUCUCCUCCAACGAGAUCUUCCGGUCGCUUCCAGCCGGGUACAACGUCACGAAGCAGGUUUUGGACCAGUACCUCACCCUGCUCGCUGACGACCCGCUCGAGUUCGUGGGCAAAUCGGGGGACAGCGGCGGGGGCAUGUACACCGUCAAUCUUCACAAGGCUCUCGCCUCUCUGGCCACGGCCACCCUGGAGUCCAUCGUAGAGGAGAGGUUCGGGUCCCGCUGCGCCAGGAUAUUCCGCCUGCUCCUGCGCAAGAAGCACUUGGAGCAGAAGCAGGUGGAGGACUUCGCCAUGAUCCCGGCCAAGGAGGCCAAGGAGAUGCUGUACAAGAUGCUGUCCGAGAACUUCGUGGCCCUGCAGGUGAGCGGGGGCGAGCUCCGCGACCGGGGACGCCGCGAUCCCUGCGUGCCGCCAGGAAAACGCCGCGCCCCGGGCCGCCCGCGAAGUCCUCCCCCUUCCCCAGGAGAUUCCCAAGACGCCGGACCACGCGCCCUCGCGCACCUUCUACCUCUACACGGUGAACGUCCCGUCCGCCGCGCGCAUGCUGCUGCACCGCUGCUACAAGAGCGUGGCCAACCUGAUGGAGCGGCGCCAGUUCGAGACCAAGGAGAACAAGUGAGCGGGGCCACGGGGGGGUCGCAGAACCUUGGGGGGGGGGGGGGGGGGGCCACACAGACGAGGAGCUCUGCCCCCCAGCGGGGUGGUUUCCGCCCCCGCAGGCGGCUGCUGGAGAAGUCGCAGCGGGUGGAGGCCAUCCUGGCCUCCAUGCAGGCCACGGGCGCGGAGGCCGCGCAGCUGCAGGAGAUCGAGGAGAUGAUCACGGCCCCCGAGCGGCAGCAGCUGGAGAACCUCAAGCGCAACGUCAACAAGCUGGACGCCAGCGAGAACCAGGUGGACGAGACCAUCUUCGUGCUGGAGUCCUUCAUCGACAGCACCGUCAAGAAGCCCUGAGCGCGCUGCCCGCCCCCCCCUUUGUGCCCCCCCCCCCCCCCACUAAGGACAAUAAAGUGACCCCCCCG
Cygnus olor (mute swan) is the source of this 2100-nucleotide messenger RNA. RefSeq names its product RNA polymerase III subunit C (gene POLR3C). Gene Ontology annotation, biological process: DNA-templated transcription. The coding region runs from base 221 to 2032 and encodes 603 amino acids. Lineage: Eukaryota; Metazoa; Chordata; Aves; Anseriformes; Anatidae. Gene Ontology annotation, molecular function: single-stranded DNA binding. Gene Ontology annotation, cellular component: RNA polymerase III complex. The transcript has 13 exons. The record is from RefSeq and is a predicted model, not a curated record.